GCGAGAAUCUUACAGUUCAGCCUCAGUUUAACGUCAUUUGUCAACUAAACCGUGUCAUAAGAAUAUCUUAGAUAUAUUCUAGAAAAAAUCCAAAGUUAGGGUGUUUGCUGGUUCAUAAAUAAUUAAGUAAAAUUGUGACUGUUUGUUAUGAUUGGAGAGUUGGUAGCUAGGUUCAGAGCUCUCUCAGCGGGGCUUCCAACAUUCCACAAUAUUCUCCAGUGGUCAGUUUACCCUUAGUCUUCAUUCUGAUCAUACCCCUGCUGUAUUAAGUUCCUAGAGUAAACAUGGUUGUGUCAGACCAAUUAAAAAUCGAACCCUUUUCAAGCUAUCAACAGCCCUACUCCGUUCCUGUACCCGGAGCAGGUUAUGCUGCCAGAGAUCUUCUCUUUCGCUCCGACCCGUCCUACUCCAUGUUCUCCUCUAGUUUACAUGCUGCAGCUACUGGACAUGAUCCGUUUAGUUUACACGAUAUGGGAGCUUCAACUUAUAAUUACAGUAAUAUGGGAUAUGGUUACAUGUCUCCAUACUACAGAUAUAUGCGCCAGCCGGUCAAACAGGAGAUGAACUGUCUUUGGAUAGACCAAGAGAAGAAGGAGCGCUGCGGACGGGUUUUCUACUCUCUCCAUGAUAUCGUGAACCAUCUGACUGUGGGCCAUGUCGGAGGUCCGGAGAACUCUGAUCAUGCUUGCUACUGGGAGGAAUGCUCCAGAGAAAAGAAACCGUUUAAAGCCAAGUAUAAACUUGUAAACCAUGUUAGAGUUCAUACAGGAGAGAAACCCUUUCCUUGUCCUUUCCCUGGAUGCGGAAAAGUAUUCGCAAGAUCUGAGAACUUGAAGAUACACAAGAGAAUACAUACAGGCGAGAAACCGUUUGAGUGUGAGAUUGAAGGUUGUGACAGAAGAUUUGCAAACUCCAGUGAUAGAAAGAAACAUAUGCAUGUUCAUACCACGGAUAAACCCUACUACUGCAGAGUUAAAGGAUGUGAUAAAACCUACACCCAUCCGUCCUCUCUCCGUAAGCAUCUAAAGAUACAUGGAAAAGAUGCGGUAUCGAUGGCGUAUGACAGUGAUGAUUCCCGAGCUACGUCUCCUCCAACCAUUCAAAAUACUACAAUUCCGAUCAAGGUUCCGGCUGGACCCUCAUCUCUCAGCUCCAACUCUAGUACGGAGUAUAAAUCGCUUAGUUCUAAUCCAAGUUCGGAGUACAAACCUCUCAGUUCUAAUCUUAGUGCGGAGUAUAAACCUAACAAUGACUCCUGGUACACGGAACAGUAUUCUCAUCCAUCCAAUCUAACCUCAAACCAUCAAACCCAAACCUCCACUCCGUCCACAUCCAACACUUACACCCUGCCCUCAUCCAAUCCUUACUCUUCAAAUUUAUCCCAUCCAUCCAUCUUUACUCCGAGUUCUCAUUCCUCCUUUUCAUCCAGUUCUCCGUACUUAGGGAACACACCACUUCAUUCCCUCUCACAUCAUAUAGAGUAUAUCUUACCACAUGUACAGUCCUAUUAAUUAUGUACAAUUAUAAUAGUUAUGUACAUUCUGCACCGUGUGUACAUUUUACAGUGUGAUAUCUUGUCAGUGCAAUUCAAUUUGCAAUAUUUUUGUAUAUUUAAAUGUUCAGAUCUCAAGCUUUAUAAAUAAACCAUAAUGUGCCUUU
Molecule: messenger RNA, 1659 nt
Organism: Eurytemora carolleeae
Lineage: Eukaryota; Metazoa; Arthropoda; Copepoda; Calanoida; Temoridae
Product: zinc finger protein ZIC 4
Exons: 2
Coding region: 285-1511 (408 amino acids)
Biological process (GO): central nervous system development; regulation of transcription by RNA polymerase II
Cellular component (GO): nucleus
Molecular function (GO): DNA-binding transcription factor activity, RNA polymerase II-specific; RNA polymerase II cis-regulatory region sequence-specific DNA binding
Source: RefSeq, a predicted model, not a curated record